GACAAUAAUGAAAUUGUGGCCACAGAAGAUCCAGAUGUACGACCAGAUUUACCAAAUAUGCCUUCCACUGGCGAUUCAUCCGAAGAGGACGAAGGGCCAGAUGAUCCAGAAAGCCAUCGUGGCUUAUCACACGAUGGGGAACCUUCUGCCAGUAUCCCAUCAUCUUGUGGAGAAACGCCGUUAACUACCGUGAAAUCUCCAGGAUCUUCCGAUAUCGCAGGUGCUACUCAACAGACAAAUUCAGACGAUUUGAUUCACCAGGAAUGUGCUGCAGAUAUAACUCAACUGAUUCGCAGUUUGUCACCUCUGCCUAAAUUGGCAGCUCCCCGUAGCAGAAAGCGGAAAUCAGAGGAGGCAACACUGCUGACAGCGUCCCCUUAUAAAGAUCAGCUGGUUGAGAAACAGAACAUGAAAGCUUUGAAGGACAAGAAAGGGAAGUCGACUGGAAGCCGCAGAAAGGGCAAGGCAACAACAAUCAAAAAGCCCAGAGGUACCAAACAUCAGGGAACUCAGUGCGAAGACAGUGACGAGGAUGGAGACGACCAGUGGCCUUGCCUUAUUUGUAGUGAACCAUUUUCGCGUUCGCGAUCUAAAGAAGUGUGGGUGCAGUGCAUGUGCUGUGAACAAUGGGCACACGAGGAAUGCACUGCUGGCGACGUGUGUUUUGUUUGCCCGAACUGUGACUCAGGUGAUUCUGAGAGCUAAAUUUGUG
Liolophura sinensis is the source of this 712-nucleotide messenger RNA. RefSeq lists its product as uncharacterized. Lineage: Eukaryota; Metazoa; Mollusca; Polyplacophora; Chitonida; Chitonidae. The coding region runs from base 58 to 705 and encodes 215 amino acids. The record is from RefSeq and is a predicted model, not a curated record. The transcript has 2 exons.